Messenger RNA from Sorghum bicolor (sorghum), 2289 nucleotides. RefSeq lists its product as uncharacterized. NCBI's taxonomy places the organism in Eukaryota, Viridiplantae, Streptophyta, Magnoliopsida, Poales, Poaceae. The record is from RefSeq and is a predicted model, not a curated record. The transcript has 2 exons. Bases 533 to 2065 code for a protein of 510 amino acids.
AGCAACCAAAAAAAAUGAGUGGGAGGUUACAGAACCAAUUUGAUUUAGUAAUACAAUAGAAAUUGAUUGUGUGGGGUAUUAAUAAGACAUAAGAGUUUUGAGAGUGAAAAUUGCACUUCUUCACUCAAGAGACGUAAAUUGGACUGAUUCAAAAAUAUUUCAGAUAAAAACAUCACGUCAGUUAGUAUUCUCUCAUUCACGUACCUUAGGGCAUGUACAACGGGUCGUCGGUAUUUUUAUAGAAAAACCCCCGUUGAGCUCUGAAGAUGGGCCUUCCGUCGUCUCGCGAAGGGACGGAGUCGUCCCGUGCACCGAUGCAGAGGAGACCAGCCAAGCAGCGUUGUAGGAGUCGUCCCCUUGUCUCGACGGCGCGUAGAUCCGGGGCGCUCGCACGCAUGCGUGAAGUUUUGGCGCGCGCGGGAGGGAGCCGUCCCGCCAAAUCCGUCUCUACCUCAUCUUAUUUCACCGGUGAAGCAGGCACUGCGCUGCAGCUUUCUUCCUCAAUCGAGAGCUCCAACCUUUGGCGGCUGCGAUGUUGAGUGCCUCAGCAAGGAAGAGCACGCUAGCAUCUGCAAACAAGAAGAGCAAGGGUGCCCCGGCUACUGCGUCAGCGGCAAUGGCGGCGGCGGCGGCCUGCAACCUCAGUCAGGGUGGAGGCUCGUCGUUGGGCGCGGAUGUCGCGGGCCGAACCCUAGGUCGCGGAAGCGGAACAACAGCGAUGGCGCCGAGGUACCCCAUCUCCCGUUCCCUCAGCAACAGCACAACGAUGCCUCCUAUCUCCAUUGGUACAUCUGGUGGAGGUGCCUUCCCCGGCGCUGUGACGGCUCCAUCGUCUUCGAACAGUGGGUUACUGGGUUUCCAUUCCCCACUUCACCAUCUACUGCUUGGUGGGAUCCGGCCAACGUUGAUCCAGCUUCUCCUUCGUUUAUGCGCUCAGCAGCUUGGGAUCCAUCUUGUGAAAUUUCUAGCUGGAUCAACUGUGGAAGAUUUUCUAGCUGAGGAUGAAAUCGUAGAAGAAUUCAUAAGGGAGAUUCGAGAUGAAUUGAAGGCCGACAUCGAUGGAGAAUCAUCAACUAUACCUCGCCGUCGACAGAGUGGACCAAGGAGGUACAUACCAAGAAAUCGAGAAAAAGGUCACGAUGAUCUUGUUGCUAAUUAUUUUUCUGCAAAUCCUAUCUAUACCGAUGAGAUGUUCCGUAGAAGAUUUAGGAUGACUAGGCCAUUAUUCCUACGCAUCGUCGAUAGUCUUAGGGGGUGGUCUCCUUAUUUUACCCAAAGAUUCGAUGCAACCGGUAGGGAUUCUCUUUCACCACUUCAAAAGUGUACUGCCGCUAUUAGGAUGCUAGCUUACGGCUCCUCGGCUGAUCAACUUGAUGAAGUAUUGAAAAUUGCUGCAAGCACUUGUUUGGAGAUUUUGGAAAAAUUUGCUGAAGGAGUUAUUGAAUGUUUUGGUGAAGAGUAUUUACGUCCUCCAAGAAGUGAUGAAAUGGAGAAAAUCUUACAAGAAAACGAGGCUCGUGGUUUUCCUGGAAUGUUAGGUAGCAUCGAUUGUAUGCAUUGGGCAUGGAAGAAUUGCCCGAAAGGUUGGGCUGGCAUGUUCACUCGUGGUGAUAAAGGCAUUCCUACUAUGAUUCUAGAAGCAGUGGCAACCCAUGAUCUUCGUAUAUGGCAUGCUUUCUUUGGUACGGCCGGGUCUCAGAACGACAUUAACGUCCUAAACAAGUCUCCACUGUUCAUUCAGGCUAUAAAAGGGGAAGCUCCGAUAGUACAAUAUUAUGUAAAUGGGACACAAUAUGAUAUGAGUUACUAUCUUGCUGAUAAGAUAUAUCCUGAAUGGGCGGUAUUUGUGAAGACAGUAACGGCCCCUCAGUCGGCUGAAAACAAAUUAUUUGCAUUGAAGCAAGAAGGGGCAAGGAAAGAUAUCGAGUGCGCAUUUGGUGUACUGCAGUCACGCUUUGAUAUUGUUCGACGACCUGCAAAAUUGUGGAAGCAGGCAGACGUUAUCAACAUAAUGCAGACUUGUGUUAUCCUUCACAAUAUGAUAGUGGAAGAUGAGAAGGAAUAAGUUAGAGUUGCUUUAGAUUUGAAUGAGAAUCCGAGUGCGACGAUAGUGCUCCCACCUAAAGUACAUACAAGCGACAACCCUAAUCCAUGCUUCACAGAGGUGCUUCGUAGGAAUUCCGCUAUCAAAGCUCGGGGACACACAAGAAACUCAAGAAUGAUCUAAUCGAACACAUAUAGCAACGCUACGGAAACAAAGAAAAUUAGACAGUACAUUGCAAUUAUAUA